AUGAGUAGCAAUAACUCUCCAUCAUCACCACCAUCUUCAACAACUGCCGAAACAACCAGCAGCGGAAACACUGGUAGCAACACCAAUAGUGUUGAUUCUCCAUCCGGUCUUCGUCAUAGAAUAUUUGCUGGUAAUCUUGAUUUUAAAACCACAAAGGAACAGCUGUACGAAGCCUUCUCCAAGUGUGGUAAAAUCGUGGAUGAAAUUCGUCUUCAUCCAGGCUAUGCGUUCAUUCAAUUCGAUAAUGAAGAGAGUUGUUUAAAGGCCAUCGCAACGUUAUCUGGUACUCAACUCUGUUCUAAAAGAAUAGAUGUACAGAUGGCAAAAGGUCCAAACAAUUCUCAAAAGAAGAGUCAGGACAACAAAAGAAAACUAGAUUCUAGGGAUAGGGACAGAGAUGGACGUAGAGACGGCAAAGACAGAAGCAAUGAUCGAAAUCGGGAUGGUCGUAAUAGCAACAACAAAAAAACCAAACGUGAUCAUGUCGGAAAUGUUUCAUCAUCAAACACUGCAAACAUGGAUCUCAACCAACAACGGUCCUUGAAUGUUAACCCUCUCUUAUCGACAGUACCAACCAUAUCUCCAUAUUCUACUGCUAGUAGUGCAACAUCUGUACCGAUUUACAUUCCCAACCAAUCACUAGAGAAGUAUGCAAAUUUUGUAUUGCAAACUCUAAAAUCGAACGGACUUAUGUAUCAUAAUGUUCAUAUUCGUAACACCAACCAAGGAGAGUAUUUCUUUGCUACUCCUCAAUUCUUCCAAAUGAUCGCCAAUGAAAGAUACGUCAUUUGUGUCACAGCAAGACAUGAGGAAGCAAAGAAUAUUGUUUCUUUUAAGGCCAUCAUGCAGGAUGGAACAUCGCCAGGUUUUGCUGAUACUUCGAUCACUGACGUAUGCUCUUUCAUUCUCAAUUCUUCUCAAACACCUGUCGUGGUGCCAUCUGUUUAUCAGCAAUACAACCAACAUUUUCCAACAACCUUGAACACUCAACCAUCAACAAUGGCUUAUCCAGGCACUGUUGGAAUGCAACCGUCCAUGUUGAACAAUACCUUACCCUUACAACCACAAAUACCAUCAUCUUUUAACAACACGAGCAGCAACAACAGAUCGAACCAAGGUUAUCACAGCAACAGAUCAAAUCGACCAAACAAUAAUCGUCCAAGAAAUGACAAUUUCCGAAACAACAGAUCCGAUAGAGGCAAUACCAACAAUACAGCACCACCCCCAACCAAUGCCUCAGAUGUACAAGGCAUUAUCCUUGCAUUGUUGGAUAAUAUCAACAACAAGAAACAAGAGACUACUUCAGCAUCAUCACCAACCGGAAUUCUAGAGUCAUCUUCAGCCUCUACGACCGAGCAUUGA
Molecule: messenger RNA, 1362 nt
Organism: Naegleria lovaniensis
Lineage: Eukaryota; Heterolobosea; Eutetramitea; Acrasida; Naegleriidae
Exons: 2
Coding region: 1-1362 (453 amino acids)
Cellular component (GO): nucleus
Molecular function (GO): RNA binding
Source: RefSeq, a predicted model, not a curated record